Cajanus cajan (pigeon pea) is the source of this 1265-nucleotide messenger RNA. Its product is annotated as protein RGF1 INDUCIBLE TRANSCRIPTION FACTOR 1. Lineage: Eukaryota; Viridiplantae; Streptophyta; Magnoliopsida; Fabales; Fabaceae. The record is from RefSeq and is a predicted model, not a curated record.
GUUCAGACGCAAACAAGAUCCAAAGUAGCGUAAGCACAACCACACCUCAUUCUCAUCCAACGGCUCUUAUCCUUCCUCAGCCACCUCUUUCAAUCUCACCCCUUCCUUCCUAUCCCCAGUUCUUUAAUAACCCUUUGUCCUUAUAGUCUUUGCUUCUUCUCUCUUGUUGAAUUCUUAGUUCAACCCCGUUUACUCUCUCUCUCUCUCUGAUUCCGCCAUUCUCGUUUUCCCAAGUGAAUCCCAAUGCCUUCCUCACUCCACCAUUGAGCCACAUUACAUCAAUUUAGACCAUGGACACAAUGUUGGUGCCUCCAUGGCUUGAGCCACUCCUAACCACACCCUUUUUCAAUGUGUGUCGGAUUCACGGGGCUGCCGCUAAGAGCGAGUGUAACAUGUUUUGUCUCGAUUGCAAUGAGGAAGCAUUUUGCUUUUAUUGCCGUUCCUCAAGACACAAGGAUCACCGAGUCAUUCAGAUAAGGCGAUCUUCAUAUCACGAUGUAGUGAGGGUGGCGGAAAUUCAGAAGGUGUUGGACAUUAGUGGAGUUCAGACAUAUGUGAUCAACGGUGCCAGAGUUCUGUUUCUGAAUGAGAGGCCUCCACCAAAAUCUGGAAAAGGAGUAGCUCACAUUUGUGAGAUUUGUGGCAGAAGCCUCUUGGACCCCUUUCGCUUCUGUUCUUUGGGGUGUAAGCUCGUAGGAAUAAAGAGAAAUGGGGAUACAAAGUUUGCUUUGGAGGGUAAAAAUGAGGCAUCAACAAUGGAGGGUAUGUCAAGAAGAUCAAACUCUUCAAGGAAUGAAGAAGAGGAAUUGCGUGAAGGCUCACAACAAGACAUGUACCCGGCCACGCCACCACCACUUGCUGCUUCAAACGCAAGGAGAAGAAAAGGAAUUCCUCAUAGGGCACCUUUUGGCUCAUAAUGAUUAUUUAUUUUUACCUUCAAAAUUGGUGGUACAUACUCAACAUUCAACCCCGUUUACCUUUGAAACAAUUUACCCCUCUUGGGGAAUCUGGUUAGUAUAAUUUUAUUUUUUUCAGUAAAGGGAAAAAGAAAUGGUAGACUUUGGUGGGAGGGUGUCAUUUGUCGAAUGUCCAUGUAGUGGGAAAGGAAAAGAAAGGAAAGGGUAUAUAGGAAAGUUCCUUCUUUUGGGGAUUGGGUCCCAAAACAACAAAUUAUCCCUUGUGGAGAACCAAUAAUGCAUAUUUGUUUAAUAUUUAAUAGUUGCUGAGUGUACAUGUCAUUAAGAAAUUUAAAAGCAUGACUUUGU